AUGAUCCCAGCCCGUCCUUCAGUUGAAACAGGGUCUGUGCUGUUGGCUCGUUCACGAAGAAAAUCUUACGUUGAUCCUUUGCUGUUUGAUUAUUUCCCGAAGAAAUACGCUCCUCAGAGUGGAAAGUCCUUAGUAGGCGUUUUUCAGCCAUAUUCCUGUGAAUGCUCAGGAUUCAUAUACUCCAUAUUGAUGCAAUGCGUUCUUCCUAAAGACUUUAAUGGUUUUCAAUUGAACGGUUAUAACACACAUUGUCUUCUUAUUGAUUGUGGUGGUCGAUUUUGUGUAUCGCAGUUUACUGAUUUUGUUAAAAGUCACUUACAAAGUAAAAUUUCCACUUCAAAAUUUGAAAACAGUCAAUAUGAGUUGCUUAUAAGUGAGAUGUUAUCUAGAAUACAUAUUAUUCGUGUGUUUACUGACUGUGAACUCCUUCUGUCUGUAUAUGUUUCUCGAGAAGUUAUCAAAGUCCAUCCAGUAUCAUGUUUAAUAAUUAGUGCAGUGAAUGCAUUUUCCCACUUGGAAAGAUUACGAUAUACUUCAUGGCGAAAUCUGUCUAAUCAUCAUUCAAUUUUGAUGGGUGUUUUGCUUCGUUUGGUUGUGGAUUUUCAACUUCUUUGUAUUGCAACUAUGCGACACUUUCCUGAUGCUUAUUCGUCUAAAGGAUGUGACCACCCUAACAGUUCUGUAAAUAGUGAAGCACACGAAAUACUACGCCCAAGUGUUCUGCCAUUCACUGAAACAAAACCUGAUGACUGGUUAAAAUAUGUGACCCACAAAGUAGAAUUAUUUGACUGUCAAAAUUCUUUUGUUUCAUAUAUCAAGGAUGAAUCUGGUAUGAAAGUAAUCAAGGAUACAAGAGUCUCUAAUCCAUAG
Molecule: messenger RNA, 870 nt
Organism: Trichobilharzia regenti
Lineage: Eukaryota; Metazoa; Platyhelminthes; Trematoda; Strigeidida; Schistosomatidae
Source: the annotation of a GenBank genome assembly